GAACUACGCAUAGCCUACAUUCUUUUGUGCUAAUCGUCUACUUCUAAUAAUUUAUAUAUUUUAAUUUAAAACUAGCUGAACACAAUUUCAAGGAGUUUUAGCGAGCUUUUAAUCAUCUUAAAAUAUAUACAAAAAAAUUCUUACGACAGUUGCGCAGAUCUUUUUUGAUGAUCUCUUUAAAAUCUCUAAAACUGGUCUCAGAUCAGGUGAAUACCUAUAGUCUAGGCUACUUGUCACAAAGAAACCAAAGAAACGAAAGUAACGUUAGCUGAACUCACUUGACGCAAGGAUCUACCCGAAAUAUGUAAUUUUCUUUAUUUACACCAGAAAUUUGUUUCGUCAGAAUAUCGAAGAUGCAUUUUCUGUACAGCUUUGUCAUGCUUAUCUUCGUGAUAUAUGAGACCCUGGAGUUUAUUGUUCGAGGUUCUGUUCCUCUGGUUGCUCCUUUGGGAGGUUCAAUCAUUUUACCCUGUUAUGUUGAGACAUCAAUGAUGGAGAAUGUGAAAGUUAUAUGGAGUAGAACAGACUCAGAAGCUCUGGUUCAUCUGUAUCAAGAUGGAGAGAGUCGACCAGAGGCCCAGCAGCAGGAGUAUCAUGAUAGAGCUCAUUUCUUUACUGAUCAGAUUCAACAUGGAAACUUCUCCCUCCUGCUGGAAAACAUAAGAGCUGAAGACAAAGGCGUGUACAGAUGUAAAGUUUACAGUCAACAGGUUGCUGACAAAACUUUGGUUGAAAUAAAAGCUGUUGACUGCCUGCUAGUAUCAGACUCCGAUGAGUCCAUAUCUGCGUCUGUGGGUGAGGACGUCACUCUGAACUGCUCUGUCGACUCUCACAUCAAACCUGAACACAUUGAAGAGGUUUCAUGGAAGAAAACUGAUGAAGAUAUGCUGGUUCUGCUCUACCAAAACAAUGAGAUUUUAUCAGAUUCAUCAGAUGAGCAAUACAGAGACAGAGUUGAGUUCUUCUCGGAUGAAAUCCCCAAAGGAAACUUCUCUCUCAGACUGAAGGGUCUCAGAACUGAGGACAAAGGUGUUUACCUGUGUCAAGUGAAGGCUGGAAGACUUUCAGCCAAUGCAACUGCGGUACUGAAGAUACUGGGUUUCUCUGGUUAUCACACAACAGUGCUGAUUCUCUGUAUUAUCUCUAUUAUAUUGCUAUUAUCUGGAUCUGCACUGCUUUUUUGCUCCAGACCAGAAAAUGGAGACAAGAGGCUGUAUCUUCUAGUUUCUCUUCUCCUUUGUCCGAAUAUUACUAUGCUGUUGGCUUCGAUCAUCUGGCGUGUUAUUGAAGGUUCUUUGUAUGAGACCAUCAUAUGCUGUGUGCUCUACAUUCUGAGGCCUCUGAGGUUUUGGGUUACACCAUCAGCCACAGGUUAUACAGAUCAAAUUCUGAAGUAUGUUAUGACUUCACAUGCUGAUCAUGCAGCAUUUAUGUCAGUAAUGUAUUCAGUCCUUUUAGCUGAACAUUUUAAAGACAUCAACACAGUCAUCAGAAAUGUCAUCUUUGGUCUACUUUUCCUGAUGUGUCUACUCUUCAUUAUACAUUUGGCUAAAGAGAAGAUUCUGUCAUGCUUUGGAGGGCCAUGCAGAAGGAUGUACAGUAAAGUUCAACCAUUUGUAGCUGCUUGUAGCUUUUCAUUGCUGCCUUCAUUACAGCUCGCCCUUCUGCUCUACAUUCGUUUUGCCUCCAGUGCUGUUUUUAGCGUUGCAGUUCUUUCAAUGCUUUAUGGGUUCCUUUAUUACUUUCACAAUGAAACAAGUAGGACAAUUCAAUGCUGUCUUUGUUUUCUAGAUAAAUUAUUUCGGUCAAUGAUGAUUGUGAUGAGUCUUGCAAUGGUGUAUUUUUACAUUACGCUCUUGAGAAAUGAACAAGAUGAUGCAGGACUGAUCUGUGUAGCAGGAAUUCUCCAAGUAUUGUGGGUGCUUGCAUUUUCUGAAGUCCCAUUCCAUUAUCUGAGUCUUCACAAAAGGAAAAUAUUGUUCUUGUUUGGAUCAACUGGUUUUGUUUUAGCAAACUCUGCUGCACUGAUGACAGAAGUGAUAGUGAAAGCAGUUAAUGGUGAACGUCUGAUGGGAGAUUUGAGAAUUGUUGCCUUUCCAUCUGCAAGCAUCUUUACCGUAACACUGCUGAUUACACCAUGGAAACCUAUCAACACAGAGUCCCAAUCACCAGAUUGUAAAGAGACUCCAGCUACAGAGUAUACCAGUAUAGACAUGAACCAGAGGAAAGGAGAAUCCAAUGAAAUCGAAACUCUGGGAGAAGUAGCUGGGAACUGUGAAGAGCAAGAGGAGGAGAUCAACUCAUAGCACAAGGUUCAGAAACCCCAGUGGUGCCUCCAAGUAUAAAUACUGUGAGUAGUGUAUUCAGACUGAAAAUUCCAAAAAGGAAUUCAAAAUGCAUGGAUGAUGCACUUGGUGUUGAAUGUUGUACACUUCAUGCAUUAGAAGCUGUAGCAGCUUUAAUUAUCAGACUUUAUUGUUCUAUUAUGUAAAAGGUUUUGUUAUGUUAGUGUUUUUUGGAGAUUACCAUUGUGGUGAAUUGUUGAGCUUGUGCUUGGGUUGAGAACCUGGUAACGAGAUUUGCCCUAUUUUUAUAUAACGAAGCAACGACUAUGAUAGUGCUUUGGAUCAAACCAGUAUCAUUUCUAGACUGCCAACACUGAUUAUCACAUGUGUAAAUAGUUACGUUUAGUUUGUUGCUAUGUUAAGACAAAACAAAAGCAUUAACCCUUUCAAGCAUGAGUUUAAAAUGUUCUAAAGUGAUUUUUUUUAAGGCGAGAACAUUUGCCAUUAUUGUUUCCAUGGCGACGCAUCAUGCGUGUCACGAGCUCUGAAACGCAACCACAAUAACAUGACAAAUGGAUCGCUAUUAUUUAGUUUUUCUUUUUUUAUUUAAAAUAUUCUAAAUAUGAAUAUUCCGAUUCUCAAAUAUGUGUAAGUGAGUGUGUUUUGUCGUUUCAAAACCCUUAUAAAUUAUCUUUAUCUUGAUCUGUAACGCGAGAUGGGCGCCGCCAUCUUAGUUUGCUCUGCAGUUCAGAGUUCUGUCAGUCUGAUUUACAGCAGGUGAAUUCAUCGGUUUCUCCCGAAAUAUAUGCAAGUAAGUGGCUGUUGAACUGGAAGAAUAAUAGAGUAAACUUUAUAGUUUCUAAUGAAAAAUCUAUACUUUUACUUCGCUACGUUUGGCGACGUUCCUCUCGUUACUUUAUUUUAAUGCAAUACUGUAGCCUACAUGUUAAGAAAUGCGUAGUUUAUGCCCAUUCACAAACGAAUCACUCUUUUGAGUAGUUUCUGUUCAAAGACUUGAUCAAACAAGUUGGCAAAACUGACUAAAUUGGUUCGCGAAUCAGUUUGAAUGAUUUGUUCAGUUCUGCACGCACUGAAUCGUCUGAAACGGUUUCUCACUCGGAGCGUUGGAUGAAGUGGCAGUGGACCUACAGUCAAUUAAAAGCAAACCUGUAAGUGCAUCCUAUUGUUUGCCAGCGAUGAAGAUCUUUAUUAGUUGAUCUGCGUAUGCUGUCUGUGAACAAUUCCACACAGGUAUCGAUUUCAAUUCAUACAGCCAAUAGCCAACAUUACAACAAAGCAAAUUAUUACGCCACGAUAACAAAGUAUGUAGCAUUUCUUUACCGUAUUUAUGGACAUAUAUCUUAAAUACAUUAAAUAAGCUACCAUUGUUCAUAGAGUAUAUGGUAAUUAAUUUGUGGAUAGCCUAUGGCGCAGUGGCGGCGCCGGCGACCUGUUCGUCUUGAAAAUGAGCGCCAUUGAGUUUGCGGUGACACAGUUAAGUUUACACGCGCCUGCAGAAAUAUACAUUUGAUUACAUUUUGGAGAACAGACAGAAGAUCCGUCAGAGUGCAUUUGAUUAUUGUUUGUGUGAUGUUCAGUGGUUAUUAUUAGCGCGAGCACAUGUAAAGAGUUUUCUCUCUGCUUUCAAAUGUAGCUGAAUACGUUAUUAUACAAAGCAAAAGAUAUUCGGGUUACAGAUGCCAGAAAUAAUGCUUGUAUCUUUUUUGUUUGUUGCAAAGAUAUCUGAUGAUAAUUAAAAAAAAAAAAAAAAAAAAAAAAAAAAAAAAAUAUAUAUAUAUAUAUAUAUAUAUAUAUAUAUAUAUAUAUAUAUAUUAUAUAAUUUAAAACCAAAUUAAUCUAGUUUAUUUUAAUUCAGGAUUCCAUAGUCCAGGUUUUAGUAAUCUGUACUUAAUCAGUUUCAGAAAGCCAUUUUUAAAGUCACGAUUAACUAUUCCAGAUUAAGGCCUAUCCUGACAAACCGUCACAGCUGUAUUUUGUAAAUUAUCUGAAAACAUAGUUUGGAUCGUUACUUUUUGAUACAGUGUUUGCACUAUUUUUACAAUUUGUUCCAUGGGACAAGAGUGUUGAAAAUGUAACUACCUAAUGGUAGCAUGUUUCACAUAUUAUAUUUACAUUCUAAGAGUGUUAUUGACUUUCACACUGAACUUCUUUACUUUAUCAGGUACUUUAACAUGUUUGUUACUUUAUCAGGAUUUCUGAUUUUGUAACCCAACUAACAUGGUUGGUGAUUGUUAAUUUUGCUGUUGACACUUUUUGCCACUGUUUGCACCAUGAGAGUAUAAAUAAAUACAGAAUCUGUUUACAUUUUAAA
This is a messenger RNA of Megalobrama amblycephala (Wuchang bream), 4617 nucleotides long. RefSeq lists its product as uncharacterized. Bases 354 to 2306 code for a protein of 650 amino acids. The record is from RefSeq and is a predicted model, not a curated record. The transcript is spliced from 16 exons. Lineage: Eukaryota; Metazoa; Chordata; Actinopteri; Cypriniformes; Xenocyprididae. Gene Ontology annotation, cellular component: external side of plasma membrane. Gene Ontology annotation, biological process: immune response; cellular response to lipopolysaccharide; positive regulation of T cell proliferation.